GUCAGUUUCAAAUCUAACGAUCAAACGUGCGACUGUGGUUGUGAAUACCCCGAGUUACUUUUACAUUUGUUUGUCGAAUAUCUUGUUUUGAAAUUGACUUUGGAAGUCAGGGAGUUAAAAGGCGUUUGGUAGUUGUGUUUUCUCAACAUGGAUUUGGGUAUUGAACCAAAAUAUGAGUACGAUGCACCACAGUUUGUGGAUUUCACGGAAGGCCUGCAACACGUCAUCGACCCCGACGCUGACAAAUGGUUUGGUAUGUUUAUAUUUUUGAUUGACUUUUUCAAAUGCAAUAUGGGCCGAGGUGUUCGAUUUUCUUAACUUCAUGUAUAUCUUAUUGUGUGAAGAUAAAAAAAUAGCGGAUGAAGGUGGCGUGGUGGUGGAAGAAGACGAAAAUGACCAAGAGUCGAAUGGAUCGUCGGCCGAACCUUUGGACGCAGUCGUUGCUGACACGAUCAAUGAUGUGGCGUCUUCAGAAAUUCCAAAUGGUCAUGAAGAAAAUACAAACUCUCCUAAUCGAAAUGAAGUGGAUCCAGAGAUGUCAGCUGCCAGCACUGAGACGAACGAGUCUCGCAAAAAACAAGCCCCCAAGAAUGUCGUUACGUCUUGGUCAGAAUGGUUGUCGAAAUGUUCAAACUCCGCUGCAAGUUGUCAAGCCACAAAGGAGGACAACAAAGAAAACGCUUCCCAAAACCAGGUUAAAACUUCACAAAGUCAAGUCAAAAGGUACGAUGGAUUUAGAGUAGAUUGGAUUUUAAUCUUGCUAAUGUCAAGUAAUUUUGUUACCUCUGCGUCCUGUCCAUGGCAUUCCUCAAAUAUAAAUUGCGUCCCGUAGGACACAAAGAGUGAUCGAUCUAUAGAUUUGAAGAUUUUUUUGGUAGAAUAUCCUGUUCGUGUGAUUUCGUUUUUCAGUAAAUUGUAAUAAAGAGUUCUGGCUUCUGUCUCAGCUCAACUGUCUGGUUACAUAACUUGAUAAAGGCCAGGACCUGAACAAUCGAUGAAAAUCGAUGAUCGGAAAAUCAAUCGAUCAAUCGAUGACAAUCGAUUAAUUACGGUUGAUUAGCAUCGAUUGGCAUCGGCCAAUCAAUGAUCAAUCGAUAAUCACACUUAGGUGGUCGCGAAAUUUAUCGAUUACCAUUGAUUGGCACUAUUCAUGUCUCUGUAUCUUCAGGUAUCGCGGGAUUGUACACAGAUCGUACAUUGUUUUUAAACCUCAGUAGCAAAGUUUGAGAAUUGUUCAUCGAUGUGGCUCCGUGAAAAACAGCACAAAUAAUUAAGACAAUUAACAUAUCUCGUUGUCAGUGUACAAACUUGAUCGAUUUCGCUUUGAGUUUAUUGCAAAGAUUCAACUGACCUGGGACGCAGUCGUCGUUCAAACACGAUUAAGCGUAUUGUUAAUGUGUAAUGUGUAAUUUUAUUAGUACUCGAUGAAAUUGGCAAUUGAAAUGUUUGACUGAAUAGGUAAUCGAUUGAUAUUGCAUAUUGAUAACAAUCUAUUAUGUUAAUUGAUCGAUUCCCAUCGAUUAUCGAUUGAUAUUGAUAAUCGAUGAUAAUCAAUAAUCACAAAAAUUUUAGUGAUCGAUUGUCCAUCGAUUAUCAAUAUCAGUCGAUUAAUUGAUAUCGAUUGUCAUCGAUUGUUAUCGAUUGCCAUCGAUUAUCGAUUUCAUCGAUUGUUCAGGUCCUGUAAAGGCUCAUGCAUGCCAAGCAUUUUCAAUUUAGAAAUCCUUGUUUUUUUUUAACUGGGUGGGACUCAUUGAUUAUGGACAAGGACUCAUGAUUUUUCACAAGAUGAGUCCCAGGACGCUCCAUAACUAUUUGUAACAAAAUCACUGCAUGUCCGUUGAUGAUCAUGAGAUUCUUGCACGUGUAUCUUUAUUCGGCUCUACCACCUACCCCCACAAGAAAACCAAAAAAAAGAUCAAUAAAUGCACAACCUAUAUCCUCGGUAAACUGCAAACAGAGCUUACAAGGUGUCACGGUUACUUUUCCUGGAUUUGUAGUUAUUGGAUGCGAUCCAUUCAAGGAAAAUUUCCGGAAAUUUUGGUCCAAAACUCAGUGGAUCGGUUCGGUCCAACCGGAAAAGUUUCGAAAAAACUGUUCCACCUUGGACCACUUUUCCUGGUUGGAAUUUGGUUGAAUGGAUCACGCCCAUUGACUUUUGAACAACUCAGCCAGGUGAUUUAGUAUUCGGGACCGACUGGCUUAUUGUUGCUUAGUUGGAAGUAAAUUUUAAUCCAAAUUAAUUUACCUGAAUAUUCUUUGCAUACUUUCAAAUCUGAAUUCAAAAUUUGCAUUAACGUUAGAUGAUCUUUUAAACAAGCAAUAUUCCUUGUUUCACCAGGAAACGACCAAAGAAGGCCCCCGAAAGACGAUCUCCUCGACUAAGGACUCUGUCAACCUGUUCCAAUGCCUCGACUUGUUCUUCAGUGUCUAGUUCUUCAGAUGUUCCCACUGCAAGAAAGGUUCCUAAGGUUAAACCUCAUUUGCUGACCAUACCUCAAACACCUACUUUUAUGAGGUAAAAAAAGUCUACUGUAACUGUAAAUUCUAUUGCAUGUACCUGAGUAUUAAAGGAUUAAUUUAUUAAUUGGCCAGAAGUUUACACAAGACUGCAACCCAGCAAAAGCGGCGUGAAAUGGCCAAGUUGCUCCUUGGGUAGCCAAUUACAACACAGCAUACACUUUCUUUUGCCUGCUCAUGUAUUAGUAGUAGAAGGAAGAAUUAUGUGUAUUCAGAGAGGGGGGAUGUCUCUAGGGUUAGGGUUAGGGGUUAGGGGUUAGGACAUUUUUACUGCAAAAAUGCAUUUUGAGGCUAGUCAAGGCAGUUUUCUCAUCACCUUUGUGCUAUAAAAAGCUAAAACUUACCAUAAAACCAUUUAAAGGUCGUACACUUUGCAGCCUUCUGAUCCAGAUAUAAAAUAUUAGCUUGUGAAAUUCGGCCAUGCUACAGAGAGCAAAAUUUUGAGAUAGUUUUUGGGUUUAAAAGUGACAGAGCAGUCUUGACUUUCCCUCUUUGGUGGGAAAAGUUUUUGUAAAAGCUUUUAGGAUCUUAGAAUUAGAUGAAAGGAAAGGUAGGUGGGUAUACAAUGUUACAUUUUUUCCUUUUUUUUUUUUUUUUUUUUUUUUGGCCUUUUUUCUCUGGUGUCCUUGACUGAAUUGUGCUCAUUCUAGUGGUGGGAAUCGGUUGAGAUUUCACAAUCGAUCAUCGGAAAUAAUCGGAUUGCUCCAAUCGAUCGAUCGUCGAUUAUAAUUGGAAAAAUCUACCAGUAAGCAUUCCAAGAUUACAUUGCAGCAGUUCAAGUGAGACUGACACGAAAUCAGCAAAACACACGUGCCACAAACCUUUGUUGGCGUAUUUCUUUCUGCAGAGCCUACAGAUUACCUUCGUCAUGUUCAAGUUUUCCUUUGUUUUGGGCCCUUCCUUCAGUUGAUAAAAACCAAAAUAUUCCCGCUCGUUUGACCUGGCGUUUCCAGGAUAACGACAGAUCUCAAACUCGGCCAUUUCAGCCAUCAUGUUAGACUCGUCAGCAACAUGUAAGGGAGGCAGGUCUGAGAGAGGACCCUGGAAAUCGCUGCGAUGUUGUUUCUUAAUACCUUUCAUUCGCUAGUGAUAGUAGAGAUACUACAAACGCGAAACAGUAAGCUUGUAAUUUAUGUUUUGGUUCAGUUGUUUACGAAAUACAAAGCAGCUUAGCAUGCCACAUCUUUCAAAUAAGCGUGGCAUAUUUGAAGUGACAACAACACAGCGCGCAGGGUACGCAAAGGUAAACACCUUCAAUCUUAGAUUAUAUCUGCUGCUAUGACUUAGAAGUUAGAAGUCCACGAAAAAGACAACUCACACCAAGAUAUUAAACGUACAUUUUUAUUGAUUUUAAUACUUUUAUUUGUCACCAAUAAAUUUUUAAUUUUUCAGCGACAAUCGAUUAUGAAAAAAGCAUAAUCGAUUGUCGCGUCGCUUGAACUUUUCGAUCAACUUUCGAUUAUAAUCGAUCAUCGGCCCACCACUAGCUAAUUCUGGUAUGGUUUGAAAGAUCUCUUCACUCUGCACAAGUCAGCAGACAAAUUUGUCCUUGUCCGUUAAAACUGAUGAUGUCACAAGUGGUAGAAGGGAUGCGGAUGCGCAUGGGCGGCUCAGGGGCGACUGGGUUAAGAUGGUCACAAAGGGGCAGAGCCAAGUGUAUGCAUCACAGAUGUGUUCAUACCAAAAUGGGUCAUAGUUUACGGUCUUGAAAAAUGUUAGUAGUUGUCUAGAAAAGUCCUUGAAAUUUUAACUACCUUGUUUACACCACACCACUUGCAGUGAAAUUAGAUUAUUUUGCCAAGUAAAAUUUGGCUCAACCUUGGUAAUCAUUAACCCAUUCGCUCCUGGAGAUUUUGCCGAAAAACGCGUUUUGAAGCUAGUCGAGUGGUUUUCUGGUCACUGUCCUGCUAUAAAGAGCUAAAACUUACCACAAACCGGUUUACAGGUCGUACACUUGGCGGCCUUCUGAUCCAGAUGCAAAAUAUCAGCUUACGAAGUUCGGGCAUGCGCAGAAAGCAAAAUUUGGACAUAGUUUUUGGGUUUAAAAGUGACACAGCAGUCUUGACUUUUACUUUCCGCUUUCUCUCCUCCCUUCUUUUUUCGCUUUUCUUGCCUCAUUUUUUUUUUCUCUUGCUGGGCAUUUAGUAGGCUUCAUUUUGGUGGGAAGAGUUUUUAGGAAAGCUUUUAGGAUCUUAGGAUUAGGUGAAAGGAAAGGUAGGUGGGUAAUGGAACAAGAUUUUCAUGGAGAUUUUCAGGUCCUUGUCACGUGGUUUUUUGCUUCUUUCUCCGGUGUCCUUGACUGAAUUGUGCUCAUUCUGGUAUGGUUUGAAAGAUCUCUUCACCCUGCACAAGUUAGCGAAGAAAGUUGUCCUUGACCGUUAAAACUGAUGACGUCACAAAGGGUAGAAAGGACCUGGAUCCGCACGGGCGGUUACGGGCGGUUCAGGGGCGAAUGGGUUAAACUCACACAUUUUUGUGCAUGAACAAUUUUUUUUUAUUAUUUCUGUUUCUUUGUUUCAUAUGCUACAUGUAUUUAUGUGCCUCAGAUGCAACUGCAAGUCAUACCCAGUCAGUUUGAAAAGUGUUGUUACAGAAACUAGUCUAGCAUAAAAUAAUGCACAUGAUUGACCUUACCUGAAGAAGUAAAAUCUUAAAUGACUCCAUUAAGUGUUCUAGCCAAUAAGGUGUUCAAAACGGGGUUAAAGAUUGUUGAUUUAUUGACUAUGAAUCUUAGUCCUUUCAAGGAAACUACUAUUUAUCCUUUAAAAGUCCUUGCAAUUUGUUUGCCUGAAGUUGUUAAGUAUCUUUAGGACUAAAAAACUGUCCAUACUGCAGACAUUAAUUGAUCAUAGUUUAUAAACCAUCUAACUCAGUCAUGAAUCUUUCUUCCCCUUUUCAGGAGAGUUCCCCAGGCAAAGAUAGCGGCAAGUCAAGCACAGAAAUCAAGAGAAGCUUCUGAGUUGGAGGUCAUUGCACAGAAACAAAAAGAAACUCAUGAAAAGCUAAAACAGAACAAAGUUUCCAUGAAGAAGGCCCUGGCUGGGCAAUCAUACAUGCCAUGUAGAUCAGCAGUCGACAAUCUUACACAUCCUAAAGAGUUUCACUUUGCAACAGAUGACAGGCUUGGACCUAGUACACAUCACACACAAACAGAACAAAAAGAAAAGGACUUUGUUGGUACCUUGAGGCAGCACCCACCUUCUCCAGUAAGUAGAGUAAAAAGUAAAAAUUGAAAGGAGAGACGGGCCGCACAUCUUAGCCUACAUAUUGAUAUUGCUCCAUUGAGGGGUUUUACCUCAGUAAAUGGUAAAGCCCAUGUAUUGAGGAUUUCUCUUUCAAGGAUUUUAGACUCAAAAAAUUGAAGGAUAUCAAUAUUGCGUAAAAGAAAUUACAUUAUCCAUAGCUCCUUAGUAUCUACUUUUAUAACCUGGGAUCAGGCUCACGUUUGUGCUCGUUACGGCCAGAUUUUGGCCGUAAUGCUGAUUGGCUGUAAGAACAAUGCCACAAGAUCUGAUUGGCUGUCGGAAACGGCGCAAGUUGAAAGUGCUUAUUCCUUGCGUGGUUGUUUUCAUGAAUGAUCCGUCGUCGGUGGAGAGAAGGAUUGAUUUUGCUGUCUUUUUUAUUGUUUUAUGGUCUUAUGGUAGGAAAAUAUGCCUUAAUAUGUGCCAUGGAAAUUCAGAAAAGUCAUGUGGUUAUUCAUAUCUUCUCAGGAUUUGUUUAUUUACGGAAAGUGGGUGUAUCGCAGAGCUGAAUCCCUCUGCAAGUUGUUGACCGCUAACAAGGUGCCUUUUGAUUUACCAACAAACGGGUGCAAAUUAAAAUACUGUCCAUCUUAAAACUGGUUUCAUUUGAAAGUUUAGGCGGGAAUGACUUCUCUGAACAGGGUACGUAAGCGGAGGGUCACUGCGAAAGACACCUCAAUCACCAACUCUAAAGUAUUAGAUGAAAAAUAUCGCAACACUGUUCGAGGAGUUUUCAGUGUUCACAGACUGGUUGUCUGCCUUUGCUUUUUGUAAAAAACAAACCAGGAAAACUGGUGUCCUCGCUCGUUAGCUGUUUGCUUUUGUUUUUAAAGAUUUAUGUACUGAAAAUCGGGGAAAAUUGGUUAUUGCCAAGGAAAAUGUUAAGGCAACAUAAAAAUAGAAAUUUCAGUAUUUUAAAUUCGAGCAUGCCUAGCCAAAAUAAUAAAACUAGUAGAACUUGGUGUCGCCGUCUUUUCGAAAACUUUUUACCUUCUACACGAACAGAAAUAACCUUAGAGAUCUCCCUUAAUCUCGCAAGAAGUUAAAUGUGAUUGUGCUGAUUGUUUUAUUUUUAGCGGAAAAAAUUAACAGAUGAAAGCUAUUUUUUAGGUCAGCCAGUCUGCAUUUUUCCCCACGUGUGAAAAAUUUGCAUACUAGAAAAUCAAGCAACGGAAGUAAUUUUGGUUGGCUGAUUCGGCAAAUGUCAAUCAAUUAAAAAAGUGGUCGGCAGACGUUUCAUAGAAGGUUUGUAUCAGGCUCUCUUUUCGUUUCGCCAUGCCCGCCGGAAUGUUAUUUACAAAGCAAAACGAACAGUUCGGGAGUAUGCCAGUUUUGGAAGAAGCGAAAACAAUGGUCUACGUCACCAACCAUAACAUGAUCACCAUGGCGAUGGCCAUUUUCAAAACAUACAAAAUGGCGGACAAGGGAGAGGAGAAGAACGAGUAUUGACCAAAAUUCUCGUUUAUUCUUGUUUUAUCGAGCCUUUUAUUUGUCUUUUUGUUACUAUGAAUUGGGAAGUACCUUGAGGACAGGGAGUAACCAUUCUUGCGCUAUAGUUCUUAAACUUAUCGCGCUUAGUAGGUACUGCGUACUCACUGCGUAUGUAAUCAGUACAUCGAAAAUAGGUAAGCACGCUAACAAGUUUGUGCCUAUUUAUUUCAUCAUUUUUUUAUAUCAUAAGGAAAAAAGAAUGCUUUGGAAACAACUAAAAAGUGAGUUGUUCUAUAAUUCAUUGUAAUUUUUCCCGUUGCAUCUGUUUCUCUCCCUGAGUGAGCGACUGGCGGAGAAGACGGCUGUAAUUCAGGUUAGUGUUUUGGUGCAAGCGAGUCAUUUGUGAGUAAAAUAUCUGUUUUUUUCGAAUAUGAUGUUCUGUUGGUUUAUGUCUUGAAGCAGUUCCGUCCAGGUAUACAACAGGUUUACAAAGGGAUUUCUGAGGGUAUUGUGCCCGCGUUUUCUUCUUGAAAACCCACAAAGUGAAAAUCUUACUUAUCAUCCCAGAUCAUUUUUUUUUUUUUGUCUCGCUUCAAAAAAACCUGUUGCUUUCAAUUAUUCCACUUUCUGAAGUUAACUGAUUAUUUGGUCAAGCUUAACAAAUGCAAGAGGCUCUUAAGAAUUUAAUAUACAUAUUGGAAAACUAAGAAUUAUGCUUCUUACAUGCUUUUGGAUCUAUUGAUUAAAAUGGGAUACUAUAGUCUUGGUAGUCCACGGAUUUGCCCAGAGGUCAGAGAUCAACAAGGUUAUGAUUUGUUAUAAAAUAUCCUCUUGUAUGGGAUUUGAUGUUACAUCCAAAUAAUACUAAAUUAUUGUUUUUAACUCUGGGGUUGCCUUUAAACCAAAGGCAUUGUAACUUUGAGGAGCACUUUUCUCCAAGUCUUCUCUGUGGGGACCCUCAAACAAUUCUAUUAGACAAGGUUUGGCCCAAAAUAAUAAAUGAUUACUGCCCUUGGCAUGGACACAACAUAAGUUUUCCAAAGUUCUUUUUCAUAGCCGGUUCUUCAUGUUUCUAUUGAACAGCACUUUCAAGAAAACAAAGCUCACACAUCAGAGUAAAGAUACAAUAAAAGUUAUUUAUUGUUAUAUUUUGUUUUUUGUAAAUAAACAUUUUAUUUUAGGUCCUGACAGUUAAUUCUUUCCAGACAUUGUUUUUUUGAUCCUGACCUGCAUGACUCGCUGCCAUGGCUACCUGGCUCGCAUAUUAUACACACUCUUUUAUCUCAAAAUCUUGUUUUUUUAACACCUUCUUGGACAUGAAAACCAAAAUCCAAAACUUAAUUGAUAUAAUGAAGACAGUAGCAGCUGACAUCGAUUUUCAAUAGUUAUCUUGUGAGAUGUCUCUCAUGUAUUAUUUAUUAGGGAGGAUGAUUUGUAGAAGACGAUGCAUUAACAUAGAUGCUUUUUCAUCAAGAGAAUCUCAAUAAUUUAGGAUUUAUUCAAAUACACACAUAUUCGAUAUUAUGACAUCAAAUGUGGGCUUAUUGCUCAUGUAAAGGGAUUGAUGGGGGAGAGUGUGGCAUUUUUCAUGUUUCUGAUUGACCUUUUGCGCAGCACAGGGACUGAACAUAUUAUGUAUUUGGCAUCUGUAAAGUAUAAACAAUAUUUGACGCGAGGGAUUGAACAUUAUGUAGAGAAAAUCUUCACAAGCCUCCACUUCCAUGACUCCUUCCUCAUCUAUCUCCUUUAAAGCCCCUUGAAUAAGGGCCACAGUCUCUUCUAUAGUUGAAUGGUCAUUGAGUGUGAGCUUCCACUCACAAGGUACAUAAGCCCCCCCUCCAACCUGUUUCCCUCUUACCCAUUUUUGAAAGGGUCAAAGGAGGGGCUUUUGUGGUGGGUAAGCCUGUGACCACACUACAAAGAAACAAAAAAACAUGGUUAAUUCUAUUGAGGUAGGGUUGAAGUUGGACAUUAAAUUUUUCAUUACAGUGGAACAUAAGGCAAACCUAAAGCAAUAUUUUGCCCUCAGAGCACAAAUAUGUCGUUCUGAAGAUAUUUAGCAUUUUGUCUUCCUGGUUGCUUUUCCCAGCUUUUUUUAUACAAAAACGCGACAACAUGUUUGUAAUAUCUCCACAUGUUUGUCUACAUUUUUGACGGAAAUCCUGAUCAAAAUAAAAGAAAUCAAUGUAAGAACCUACUCACACUGAUUUAAAACUAAUUCCACACACAUGAUCUGGAUCAAUAAAGUGAUUUCUAGAUGAGAGUCGCAUAAAUUGCCGGUGAACACGACCAAAAACAGACCUGAUCGAUUAUAACUGAAACUACAUAUACAGGCUAAGGCAUAACCAUCAAUAUCAGUAACCCUUCCUGUCCGUUGGCAAUUUUCAAUGUGUGGUUGCCAUUUUUACUAGGUUGUUGCCAUCGAUGAAACUUUGCCUGAACACACUUUAAACGUUGUAGUUUUGAGGAAAAUUAGUCUUGACUUCGUAAAAAUGCGGCAAGAUACUGAAAACUAAACAUAAAGUCAUGUACUUACAUUCGAUACCCGUCAAGAUGGCGGCGGCGGCGUCGAAGGCCAUUUGAAAACUGUCGCUUUUAACUACCGAAAUGUGGCAGGAAAGUUCCCUUGACAUUCAAAAAGCAAGGAGAAGGCUUCUUCACCGGUACUGCUAGCUCGGAAGUCCCGGAUAUUGAACGAGGAGAAGUGGAACAGGCUUUGAAAAAAGCUCCCUUGUUUCUUGCGAUUAUUUUUUCCUAUUUUUGCGUGUUUUUAGCAGAACAAUGGAAUCAUGACGUCAUCGCUUCUUCCAAAACUGGCAUACUCCCGAACUGAAAAUAGAGCUUGAUCUCAGGUUACUACUUUUAAUAUCUCCGUACAGUCUUGGAGUACAAUGUUAAGAGUUGUACACAGCAUGCAUUUUAGAGAGAGAGAGGGACAGUUAGGUAGAUAGAUAGAUAGAUAGAUAGAUAGAUAGAUAGAUAAGAACUUUAUUUCAGUUUAGUACGAUAAAAAGAUCAGCAUUGCUGGUGGGGUCGUGCAUACAACAAUUACAAGAAAACUGAGGAGUACUGAAAGCAAAUGUACAAUUAAAAAUUAAAUACUGUUAAAGUUUUUUUUCUUUUAUUACAGUAUCACUGGGAUAAAGCAUUUCAUUUUCCAGGAAAAUCUCACUUUCUCGUCAAAACAAUCACUGAUUCAGACAGACCCGGAUUAGUUUACUUGAAUUUAGUGUUCAGUACAGCGAACGGAAUUAUCACCGCUGAUCCACGAUUUAUUUAUUUAUUUUAUUUUCAAGUUUUUUUUAACCGAUCCUCGAUCCCUGACCCUGAUUCCUCGAUCCUCGAUCCUCGAUCCUGAUUUUCCAGUAAACCUUAAAGUUUAUUCUUUUUUUUUCGACCACUGACGUGAUCAGUUGUUCCAAGAUAAUCAACACUUUCAAGUGAUAGAAUUCUUGGACCAACCCGUUCCGGAAAAGCUCAAUAUGGGAUUUCUAUUCUAUGGACAUGAAGUGCUGCAAGUAGAGUGCGCGGAUAGUCAAGUUCAAAGCUACCCGUAUAAACACAUCAGUGACACAUAACGUAAUGUUAUGGUGGAUUUCCAGUGACGCGUUUUUGGCUCUGCACGUUAACACAAGUAAAUUUUAAUCACGUAAAUAAAACAGAUGUAAGAUAUAAAGUGUUGAGAUUAAACGUCAAGUUGAGCGAGUUUCUACUUUUACGCUUACAUAAUUGUAUGUGCACCUUUUCAUACAUUGUUUCUACUUUAUUUGCGAACACCAAUUUUUCACACGUACGCACGUAAAAAUUACGUGACAGUGGAUCCCUGAUAUAUCAAGUAUUUAUAAAGUGCAUGUCGUGCAUAAUAACACGAAAAUCAAGGACCUCCAUUCGAGGAAAAUUACAUCAUUGCCAAAGUUAAAAGCGUCAUUUCAGUCAUCGCCGAAAAUAUACCGCAUACUAAUCACGAGACUCAUUUGCAUACAGUGAAAGUCGCCACGAUUCUUAUCCCCAGUUCCACGGUCUUCGCUAGGAACGUGUGGCCUACAAACUAGGUCCCACCAACAAAAAAAAAACCUGCAUUUUUAGAGUCUCUCUUUGCUCAAGCAAGCUCGACUAAAAAGAGCAGAGGGCACAGAGUAAAUAUGAAGUUCACAUUUCUUACUGAGAAACUGGAUUAACCUCUCUUUUUUAUCAUAUCUCUGCCAUGUACAUCAUUUCAUUCUUAUUUUAAUUAGAACUUUAGUACAUUUUUUAUUUAAAUUUAUUUGUUUAUUUAUUGUUUCAGUCAUUCAAGAACAAAAAGCUUACUGUCCCAGUUCCAUUCAAAAUGACCGAAUCAAGAAAGCGUAAAGAACCAGACAAUGACAACAAUCCCUGCGGUCAGUACCAAUCCAUGGCUCAGAAAGUUUACCAGUGGCAGAAAAAAACUCCCGAGCGGUUCCGAGUCAAACCAAUACAUGAGCAGAACCAGGGACCACCUCCAGCUUCUGGAGAAAAGAAGCUAACUAUGCCAAAGACACCAAACUUGAUGUCACGGGAGAGAAAAAGACCAUUGCCAUCAGACUUUGUCAGCCAGGAAGAAAAAGAGAAGCUUCAAGAAGCAGAAAUAAAGAGGUGUGGUGUAGACUUGAAUUAGCCUGCUUUUUGAAAAAAAAAAUUAAAUACAAGCGAGGCUCUGCUCUAAUAAAACUUUUAAGUUCAGUACACACUAGACGACAGGUUGCAGCAACAAGUCGGGGCAACAGAUCACUUGGUGUGUACAGGUAGGGUGACCAGUUGCAAAUGGCUUCGUAUGUACUGGAGAAUUUUUGUGAAAAUUUUUGUCUCUGCAACAUGUUGCAAAAAAUCAAAUCAGACAGAAUUUGUGCAACUUGUUGCAACGACAAAAUUCUGUUACAGACCAGUACGCAUAAAGCGAUUAGUUGCUGCGACGUGUCAUCCUGACACGUUGUUGCAACUUGUCACCUAGUGUGUGCUGACCUUUACAAGCACAAUUUACAAGUGUAUAAUAGCCAUUGUUUUAGAAUGAAUGUAAUAGCUACACUUGUAAAAGUUUUAUAAAAUUUAUCAUCCUAGGGAUCCCAGCAUAUGAUUUGUAUGCAGGGUGCAAAGAAAGUCAGUUUUACAGCCUAAGCCCACAAGUCAUUUCAACUAGCCCCAAAACCCUUUUUAAUUAGUAGGAUCGAUUACAAUCCUUCUGUAAUUUGAAUUUUCCCAAAAAAACAGCACUUGCCUGUCAGGCAAGUUAAGAACACAAGCCCGAUAACAAAGUCCACUAGCCCCGGGCUAUCGGACACGACUUUCUUUGCACGCUUUGUAUGAAAAACUAAAAGAUUUCCCAGUCAACCAAGAGCAAAACUAAGCCUGAGCUAUAGUUAGAGUACAGUGCUGCUAAAGAAAUAAAGGACACCUUGCCCAACAUGCUCUGCAGAGAAUCUUACGUACCCAGUGACUAUUUUGCAAAGCAGCACACAGAUCCUAGUUCUGGGCCCCCAGCGAGCCCAACGAAUUUUUAAUACUGGAAGUGCGUUUCAAAUGUCCCUUCCACCUGACUGGCGAAUAAACGAUCGCUUUUUUAACAGGCUAAUCAUGGUACCUGCGUGUACUCAAAUCCUGACCAGUACAGAUGAGGUUCAGAGCAAAAAUGAUUAUUACAUUUGUGAGACUUACAGUUUAUCUAAGCCCAUCAAUCUUAAUCAAUUUUGAGACUGAAAGAUCUUUUUGCUGUUAACAGUUACAAAUUCAAAGCAACUGAACUGAAUCAUAAAAUCUUUGAAUGCAAUGGAACAUUGGGUGUGUACAUGAUACCAAAGAAGCCUAACACAGAAGCCGAGCCAUUUCACUUCCACUCUGAGGACCGAGCAGAGGUGCAUAAAACCAAAGAAAAACCCAGCAGUGAGGUACGCAAUGCAUACAAACUUAAACAUUCACACAAGGAUUAAUAGCGUUUGCAAAGUUUCUUAUUAAUUAUUACAGGGUUAGUACAGGUCAUUGGAAAACCUUGAAAGUCAUGAAAUUUAAGAAUUUCAUUUUCCAGGCCUUAAAGUCAUGGGAAAUUAAAGUUUUGUUUGUUAUUACAAUGGUAGAUUACUUGCUGCAGAUGUCAAAGUAGCAACAGAAUAUUAAAGAUAGAAGACAAAUAAAUGUAGUCAAAAAGGGCAAAUGGGGCACAUUUUGGUGAACUGAGUAACUUAAUAGGGCUGUCAUCUGCACUCACAAACAAAUUUGGAAUUGUCUUUGAAACAUCUAAACCAAAAAUUGUUUUGAAGAAAUUUAUCUGCCCGAGAAUCCCUUUACUCUUAUCAGGCCAUCACAACUGUCAUUACUUAUGCACUUAUCAAUUGAAACCCCGACCCCCCCCCCACCCCGGGCCUAUGUGGGGCAAUGUGGGGGAUUUUUAUGGUAUUUGAAGGGAUGGUUAGCCCGUGGGGGUGGGGGAUUUCUCAGGAUUUGCUUAGCAUAUUCAUGGAAGUCCAUGGAAGUCGGGGAGCGAGGUGGGGAUUUGACUCGUGCCUAGUUUCCUCACGGUAAUUUCUUCACGUGAUCACUGGUAUUUUGAUGUAUUGCUCGGCCGUAAGUUUCCUAAUUGUUUUUCCUUUCAUUUCUUCACUGAGACUAAUCCUUUGCGAUUUUGCCUUGAGCUUUCAUGGUUCGUUGACUGGAAAUUGUUAUUGUUAUUCAAAACUUCUCAAACAAUGCAGAUACAAACUCCUCUACUUAUUAUAAAAGGUGCCGUGUCACGGCUAUCUGGUUCAUUUUGUUAAUAUUGCCAGUUACGUGGCCCCUAUUCGCUUUUGAGCGUUACGUUGGCAAAGAAAUGAAGAAAUCAAAGCUUCGUUUUAAACAGAUGUUUCUCCCAAGCAUAUCAAGCGUUACGGACAAAAACAAUGAACUUUGAAAAACUGUUAGGUUAACAAGUUUUCAAAAACCAAAAUUUCAAUCCGUUUUAAUCUUGUUCAUGUUUUCCCAUCUGUACCUUCUUUUGUAUUUGCUGAGUCAUUUAUACCAUCUUUAAUGUCUUAAGCGGCUAUUUUUAUGUUUCACUCAAUUUGGUGGCAGUUCCCACAGCCUACAUUUUGGUAAAUUUCAUGACACAGCUCGUUUAACGUCUAGUGUUAAACCCAUGUGGUUUCUGAAGUUCUAUAUUUCCUCAUUCUUUAAGCCAAAAUAAAAAAUAUAGCUCCUAUUAGGAACUAUUUUAUGCAGUCUAUUUAUAACAUCAGCUUGUGAAGGUUAAGGUAUGUUGGCUGCUAUUUUCAAUUAAAAUUAUCAUUGCAGAUAUUACUUUCAAUGGAGAUGGUACGGAUUUCCUUUUAAUAUAACUUUAUAGCAAUGUGCUACUCCAUCAUCCAUUUUGUACCCUGACUUUUUUAUAAGUGGGUAGGGGUCAUUAUGUUUACUUAUUGUCAAAUAUUUGUUGUAUUUAUAUCUUGGUCUGUUAUCAUAUUUGCCUUUUUGCUGUAGUAAAUUUGUCAAUAUUAAGAAGUUGAAAAUUCGAACGAAAUAUUAAUAAAGUCAGUCAGGGAAUUAAAAAGGUUUCCCCACCUGGGUGGGGGUUUUACCAGUCAAUAUGCCCCAGUAGGGUGGGAGUUUGCUAAGAUUUGUAAUGAUGUCAAGUCAAAUCCCCACCUUGGCCCGGGGUGGGGGGGGUCGGGGUUUCAAUUGAUAAGUGCAUUAAUGAAAAGACUAAUGGCUUUUUUAAUACAACAAAUAAUUAAAAAGAAAAACACAAUUUUGUUUAUUUUGUGGAUUUUGCCCGUUUUUAACCCAGGACAAAAUUUUGCCGGUGGGGCCUUUAAACAUUGUCCCAUCUCAAACAAAAUUUGUAAAAUCGCGCCAAGUCAUCCACAUUUGUUAAUUGUUGAUGAUGACAGCAAAAUUAUCCAAGUAAAAAGCCUUUAUGGCUAGUGUUGAUAGACCCUAUAAUAGGUCAAAACAUACAAGAAUAGUUUUGAAAAUUUUAGGAAGUGAUAGCUAAACGUAAGGUCAUGAAAAACUAGAAAAGGUCAUGGACUUUAAAGAAGCGAAAAGACUAUAAACCCUUUUAUAUAGCUAUCUACCUCUAUGUCUCUGAUGAUGGGUAGGUGGAUAGAUCUUCCCCCAUUACUUGCAGCACAGCACAAGUGUGCCUUAAAUUUCGAUGUGCCUGCUACAUAAGCAAGUAUAAUUGUGCAAUUCCACACAAUUGGUUUGAUUAAAAUUGCAUUUUCCUGAUCCGCUUUUAAACCAUUGGAAUAAUUUCCAGGAUGAAGAUCAUCCCAGGCAGAUAAAAGCACAGCCUGUUCCUGACUUCAGCACUGUGUUUAAACCUGAGCUGACUCAUCAAAGCACACAUUCCAAGCCAUUCUCAUUCGACCAGCGUGACAAAGAAUUGAAAGAUAAGAAAGAAGAGAAAAUAAAAACAAUCAUAGACGAUGAAAAAAAGGUAGGCUUUUGAUAGUUUGACUCUUCCCAGGACAAACGUCACUCAUGUACUCAUCUGAAAUGUCAUCCGUUAAACCGAACUUAGGCAACACAUGUUGUACAGUUGAUUCGAAUAUUUAUUCAAGAUCUCGUUGACUUUCCGCCGCUUCCAUGGUUUGUGUUACGGUAAUGUCAUAAAUGCAGGUAACAAUGGUUUGUAUUCUACACCAAUCAGCGUCGACUUACCAUUUUCGCGAAAGUCUGUGACGUCACGGGACAGGACUGCAUUAAAACACUGGGAAUUCAGACGGAUAACAUUUCAGACUACUCGUUUGUACGUUGCUUUAUCAACAACCGCUCUCUGAAUAAGUCGUUUGAUACCAAAAUAGUCUGAAAUUCAUCCUAUCGAGUGUACUGUAGUGUUGGGAACAUGGACAUGCUUUCUUUCCCUUCAGAAAGGAAAGGUUUAUUACAGCACACAGGUGACACUAAAGUGUCUGCAUUAGCGAGGCUUAAUUUCUGUGUGACACGGCGUUAAUUAGUUAGAAAACAAGUGUUCGGGUUAAUGGGUGUCCCUAUUAAGCGGGUUGAAUUUAAGGAAAAUGUAAGGGCUUUAUCGAGGGACACAUAGAACUGUGCGUAAUAAGGGACGGACCAUUAGAAAAGUUAUGGGGGGGAGGGGAAUUUUCGAGAAUUUCUUUUCGUUAUCAAAUUCCUUGUAUGAAUUUUUUUAGGCCAUAGCAUGAAUAUUUUUUGAGGAUUAAUUGGCGUGCAUAAUUUUUUUUCAUUCAAUUUUUUUUUGUACUUCGCCCUCCUCCCCUCCCCCAUAAGUUUUCUAAUGGUCCGUCCCUAAUCGUCCUUAUUUAGCGGUUGUCUGUAAAGCAUGAUUCAACUGUAUUGUCAUUCAAACUUAUUUUUCUUUGUACAGUUACACGAGUUCCAGGCUCAGCCUUUACCAAGUUUUUCCCCUCCCCUCUUGCCUCAGUCAUCGAAAUGUCUCACCGAGCCGGCGCCAUUCAAUCUAUCGACAGAAAACCGCGGAGCUGUGAAGGCUGAAAAAUGGGGACAAAAGGUAUCAUCCAGAGACCGUAUUGUUUUGUUUUUAUGUGAUUGGUUGAUCGUUUGUUUAAGUGUCAUCUUUGAAACGACCACGAAACGACUUAUGUUCCUCCCAUAGUGUCUUGUUACGCCUAUAAAGAGUUUAAUCUAAUCCUUGUGACGUGAAUAACUCUCCACCAGAAACGAUAAUGAACCAAUAAAUUGUUGAAACUGCAAAUUACCGUAAAAUUCCGAAAAUAAGCUUCGGGGCUUAUAUUUUUCAAAGGCCCUUUUGGAGGGGCUUAUCUACGGAGGGAAAUUUGCGUUUCAAAAUCGAGAGGGCUAGCCUUAUAGUUGGAAGUAAAUUUACCGCUUUUGCUUUGCUUUACUUUGUAUUUGAGGGCAAUUUUCCAAGUACAAGCCCCCGGGGGCUUAUAUUUGGAGGGACGAUUUAACGGAGGGUUUUUUGCGUUACCGGAUUGGGGGGCUUAUACAUGGAGGCCGAGGGGCUUAUUUUCGGAAUUUUACGGUAUGUUCUAGCCAUUACCAUACAGCAAAAGAUGUGGCCAAAAAUGAGUCAACAACAAAUAGUCAAUUUGCACGAUGACGGCAUUUUGCUGCUACAACUUGAACACUUCGGGGUUUGGCUUUCUUUUCUGCGAAGGCGUUUCUCAGUAUUAAGUAGUGCGCACAUUUACUUGAAAAUUUCAUGUUUAUUCUUAUCUAGCUUCAGCAAGAGAUUCAAGAAGAAAGAAUGAAGCGAGUCUUCAGAGCGAGGUCCACUAAUGUACUAUACAGUGCGCCAUUCGUUCCUGACAAAUCUAUCGUAAAGCCAAACACGCAGUUCGAAGAAUUCGCCAUGAACUGCGACAAGCGUGCAAAAGAGAGAGAGGUUUAUGAAAUGCACAAGGAGCAAAGGGAACAGGAAGAAGAAGAGGCAAGAAAAGAGCUGGAAAGAAUUAAAGAGGAGGAAGAGAAGAUUUACAUCAGGGAGCUGAGGAAACAGCUUGUGCAUAAACCCAAUCCAAUUCGCAAAUAUCGCGCUGUUGAAAUCAAGCACAGUGAUAAGGAGCUUACAGACCCACGUUCCCCGGAAUGGCAGUCAAAGAAAAGAAAGAAAUUGCGAGUAUAAAGUCGAAACUCUAUUUAUUUGUACUAUUUACGGAUGCAAGGGAAAUUUCUGAUAGAGUACAAGUACACGUCGAAACCUCGUUAUUAUCAUCAAAGAGCUUUCCUUCGGGGCGUUGUUUUUCUCUCUUUUCUGUCAUGCAAAACCCGUCCUUGCAUUUCUCACUGUAUUUUUUAAUGUAGUGUUGUAAUUCCAGAACAAAUGCAGGCAAUACGAUAUACUAAUGAGAUCUCAAAACAAAUAUUAUGACGGCCCAAAACUUCUGCGGACAACCUUUAAUCAAGCUAUGACUGGUUUCUAUUUUGCCAAUCACAACGUGCUCGAAUUAAAAAGACAGAACAAAAAAACGAUCGCGAAAUACCUACGCCAAUCGACAGAAGCGCUGCAUUUAAACUUAAACAAUUCAAUAGACCAACGGGAGUUUAAGGUUGGUCAGGGGAUCUUAACCGCUCUGAAGAAAAAAGGACACUUUCGCCAUUUUUUAAAUUAGUUUAAAGUUAGUCAUGUAGAUUAAAACAGCUGCGACAAUCAAAGCAUCAUGCCAUUUUCUGUAUAUAAUUCUCUUUGACUUUCAUUGUUUCUCGAUAGGAAUCAAUUCUUGCAAAAACGAGUUCCUCGUGUAUAGUGAAUUUGAUUUCGGCCCGAGUAAGGGAAUCCGGGAAAAUUUUGCUUGUAGAAUCCGGAAUCCUGGGCUUUGGAAUCGGAAUACAGCUCAGGGAAUCCGGAAUCCAAGAUUGUCUUGGAUUCCCUUCCAUAGGGCGAGUGAUUUCAAGUAAAUGUGCGAGUUAGUAACGUAAGGAACUGCAGUAGGUAGCUCAAUGUUUCUGGAUUUUGAAAUCAUUAUUCUUAUUCUCAGUCAUCCUCGGAGAUCCAGGAACCAUUUCUCUCUUGUGAUCGACCAGAAACAAUUUUCACGAACUUAGACCCCCACCACCAUACAAACGUUCGUAAAAUUUGGCGACUUUGCGGAACAAUAUCCUCGUUAGUUUUCAACAAAUUACAUUCAAACCUGUCCUCUUCAUUUAUUUUAAGGCGUUCUUUUUAGCCGUGUAAAUUGAUAUUCCCUAACUGGUUCCAGUUGAAAAAUCCGUGGAAGCAGAAGCUUUCAUGUUAUCGUUCUUAGAAUAUACUAGGACCGCGGAUUACCUAUAAACUAGCUGAUUAAGCUAAGCGUAAACUACAAUAUCGUAUCGUAAACUUUUAUAGAAUACAAAACAGUCAGUAUUUUUGCGUAUUCAAGUACGCGCGAACAGGCAAAAGGUCUGAGGCGAGGCUGAAAAGUGAGAGCGAAGGGCGUGCUAGGCUCGAGCGCGUGAGGCUUACGCUAUACUUAAGCGAUUUUGAGAAGAAUAAAACGACUGUUUUGCGGUCUAAAACGUUUACGGCAGUGAUUUCCCCUUUAUUUUUUCUGUCAGCUGUCUCUGGGUCAACGAGGAUGUCUUAUACUGUAAUAUGUUAUUAUUCACUUUUAUUUGUACGUUUAUAACAUUGUACUGUUGAAG
Porites lobata is the source of this 19262-nucleotide messenger RNA. Lineage: Eukaryota; Metazoa; Cnidaria; Anthozoa; Scleractinia; Poritidae. The record is from the annotation of a GenBank genome assembly.